Amoebophrya sp. A25 is the source of this 553-nucleotide messenger RNA. Lineage: Eukaryota; Dinophyceae; Syndiniales; Amoebophryaceae. The record is from the annotation of a GenBank genome assembly.
CAGGAUUCCAUGUUGUUAGUGUUCGUGGUGGGAGGGGGGGAGGGGAGGGUGAUAACAUGGCUCUUGGUGGAAGUGGUGACGGGAGCGCUAAGGUACGAGAUGUUGGCGGUGGACAGGCAGAGACGAAAAUAGAAGUUGAAAAGGAGUUGGCUGUGAAAAGUGAAGACAAAAAGACAACUCUAUUGUUUGCUGGAAGGAGGAAGGUAUUGUGCUGCUUUGCCAACAAGCUCAGACUUCAAAACAACAUAUGAUUUUCAUUUUGUUUUUUUUUCCGGAAUCAAAAUAUGCCAUUGCUGGAUUCUAUGUAUCAGAACCAAAAAUGAUUGUGGCCCAGUAGAAUUGCUUGUCCCGAGGCUUCCUCAUGGAGGUUAGCAGAAACUUUUAAACUUUUGUCUACAAUAAAUGAGGCUGUGCAGAAUCAAAUAGUACUGUGGUAGAAUUAUACGAGUUGGUCUUGCCAUAAUUGAUCUCCACAAUACGAUCGUAUAGAACAAUUGUAGGACCACGGACACUGUAGGACCAUGGGGACACUUUUAGACUUGAAUCUGAAGAC